Dioscorea cayenensis subsp. rotundata (Guinea yam) is the source of this 2407-nucleotide messenger RNA. RefSeq names its product homeobox-leucine zipper protein ROC8-like. NCBI's taxonomy places the organism in Eukaryota, Viridiplantae, Streptophyta, Magnoliopsida, Dioscoreales, Dioscoreaceae. Gene Ontology annotation, molecular function: DNA-binding transcription factor activity, RNA polymerase II-specific; lipid binding; DNA binding. Bases 171 to 2252 code for a protein of 693 amino acids. The record is from RefSeq and is a predicted model, not a curated record. The transcript is spliced from 10 exons. Gene Ontology annotation, biological process: regulation of DNA-templated transcription.
CCUCGCGCGCCUUGCUUUCCUUUGCCAACCCCUACCUCCAUGCGCCAUUUUUAGAAAAGCCACGCCUUUAUAUUCUGAGAGAAUAGAGAGAUACUUCUCUCAUCUUGUGUUGCCAGAGAGAUUGAGAGAGGGAGAGAGAGGAAGAAGAGAGUGAGAAGAAGAGGAGAGAGAUGGAUUCAGGGGAAGAGAUUGAAGGAGUGGAGGCUCAGAGGAAGAAGAAGAGAUACCACCGCCACACACCUCGCCAGAUUCAAGAGCUUGAAGCGGUGUUCAAGGAGUGUCCUCAUCCGGAUGAGAAGCAGAGGAUGCAACUCAGCAGAGAGCUUUCCCUCGAGCCUCGUCAGAUCAAGUUCUGGUUCCAGAACCGAAGGACUCAGAUGAAGGCUCAGCAUGAAAGAGCAGACAACUGCUCUCUUCGUGCUGAGAAUGACAAGAUCAGAUGUGAGAACAUCGCCAUUCGAGAGGCUCUGAAGAAGAUUAUGUGCCCGACUUGCGGCAGCCCUCCGGUCGCCGAAGACUCUUACUUUGAUGAACAAAAGCUCAGGAUGGAGAAUGCUCGCCUGAAAGAAGAGCUUGAUAGGGUGUCCACUAUUGCAUCUAAAUAUCUGGGAAGACCCAUCACUCAACUCCCCCCUGUUCAACCUAUUCCUGUUUCUUCAUUGGAUUUAUCUGUUGGUGGUUAUGGUGGGGUGCAGUCAGGACUUGGCCCUUCUCUUGAUCUUCUUCCUGGAAGUUCAUCUUCUGCUAUGCAACUCGGUUACCCUAGUGCUGUCUCGGAGAUGGAGAAACCGAUUUUUGCUGAAUUGGCUACUAAUGCAAUUGAGGAACUUAUAAGGAUGGCUCAGACUGAUCAACCUCUUUGGAUUAAGCCUGGUGGUGAUGGUAUUGAUGUUCUCAACCUUGAAACUUAUGAGAGGAUCUUCUCGAGGCCAGGCCGGCAGUACAAGAGUCCUGAUACUCGUGUUGAGGCAUCAAGAGAUUCUACUCAUGUGUUUAUGAAUGCCGAAACUAUUGUUGAGAUGUUCAUCGAUCCGAUGAAAUGGGCUGAAUUCUUUUCGACUAUUGUCUCGAGAGCUAGGAUUAUCGAAGUUCUUACAGGUGGAAUUGGAGGAACUAGAAGUGGAUCAUUGGUGCUGAUGCAUGAGGAGCUUCAGGUUCUGUCUCCGGUCGUCUCCAAACGUGAAUUCAUCUUUCUCCGUUACUUUCAGCAAAUCGAACAAGGCUUAUGGGCAAUAGCCGAUGUAUCCGUCAAUGUAUCAGCAGAAUGCCAAUUCACAACUCCUUCCAGAUCACGGAAGCUACCUUCUGGCUGUUUGAUUCAUGAAAUGCCUAACGGCUACUCGAAGGUUACAUGGGUCGAACACAUGGAGAUUGAAGACGAGAGUUCAACUCAUAACAUGUAUAGGGAUCUUGUUGAGAGUGGUGCAGCUUUCGGUGCGCAGCGAUGGCUGGCCACUCUGCAGAGAAUGUGCGAGAGGUUUGCCUGUCUUAUGGUUGUUGGAACAACUCAAGACGACAUUGGUGGUGGAGUGGUUCCCUCGCCGGAGGGAAAGAGGAGCAUGAUGAAGCUGGCACAGCGAAUGAUGAACAACUUCUGUACCAGUUUAAGUGCAUCCAAUGGUCAUCAAUGGACUUCACUCUCAGGACUGAAUGAAGUCGGUGUUCGAGUGUCCGUCCACAAGAGCACAGACCCCGGCCAGCCAAACGGAGUCGUCCUCAGUGCCGCAACCUCUUUCUGGCUCCCAGUGCCAUCUGACAUUGUGUUUAGUUUCUUCAAAGACGAACGUACUCGAUCUCAGUGGGAUGUUCUGUCUAAUGGCAAUACAGUGCAAGAGGUUGCUCAUAUAGCAAAUGGUUCGCACCCGGGGAACUGCAUUUCGCUGCUGAGAGCAUUCAACGCGAGCCAGAACAACAUGCUGAUACUCCAAGAGAGCUGCACAGAUGCAUCAGGAUCGCUUGUCGUGUAUGCACCGGUAGACCUGCAAGGAAUAAAUGUAGUAAUGAGCGGCGAGGACCCAUCCUAUGUCCCGCUGCUUCCCUCCGGCUUUGCAAUUGUACCAGACGGCCGAGCAGGAGGGGCAUCAACAAGCUCGAACCCGAUGACCGGUUCUCUGAUCACCGUGCAAUUUCAGAUUCUGGUUAGCAGCCUGCCAUCGGCGAAGCUGAGUGCGGAGUCGGUGAAUACAGUCAACAAUCUGAUCAGCGCCACAGUGCAGCAAAUUAAAGCUGGAUUGAAUUGCAGCAGUGUCUGAAUUCAUGUCCAGAGCCUCUUGAAGCUGGCAUUCAUGUUUGUCUGGUUGGCACCAUGAAUGCUGUUCUUCUCAGUUGCCAGCCACCAUUAGAGAGUUCUUCAGAGAAAACUUCAGUCUCAUUUACAACAUUCAGUACAACAAAAAAAGCUCAAAAG